Molecule: messenger RNA, 3044 nt
Organism: Leucoraja erinaceus (little skate)
Lineage: Eukaryota; Metazoa; Chordata; Chondrichthyes; Rajiformes; Rajidae
Gene: rab27b
Product: RAB27B, member RAS oncogene family
Exons: 6
Coding region: 155-811 (218 amino acids)
Biological process (GO): melanosome transport; positive regulation of exocytosis
Cellular component (GO): melanosome; secretory granule
Molecular function (GO): GTPase activity; GTP binding
Source: RefSeq, a predicted model, not a curated record
GAAUUUCUCAAAUUGCUGUAGCAAGCCACGCCUCCUGCUGUGCAGUUGGAUAAUGUUCUCUGUCUGAGGUGGAGCCUUUUAAAUUCUCUCAUUUACAGAGUGACAGGAAAAAGAGCUAGAGUGUUCCUAGACGCAGGUUAGCGUGACUAGCAUUAUGACUGAUGGGGACUAUGAUUACCUGAUCAAGCUUCUGGCUCUCGGGGACAGUGGCGUUGGCAAGACCACCUUUCUCUAUCAAUACACAGAGAAGAAAUUCAACCCCAAGUUUGUCACCACAGUGGGAAUUGACUUCCGGGAAAAGAGACUGGUGCACCAUGUUGGAAGCUCGAAUGGAAAAACAGGGAACCCCUUUAGAAUCCAUCUACAGCUCUGGGACACAGCUGGACAGGAAAGAUUUCGAAGCCUCACCACAGCCUUCUUCAGAGACGCCAUGGGAUUUUUAUUGGUCUUUGAUCUAACGAGUCAGCAGAGUUUCCUCAAUGUGAGAAACUGGAUAAGCCAGCUUCAAGCAAAUGCAUAUUGUGAGAAUCCAGAUGUAGUUUUAAUUGGGAACAAAGCUGAUUUAUCAGAUCAGAGGGAAGUGGAGGAGAAGCAAGCAAAAGAGCUCGCAGAUAAAUAUGGAAUUCCAUACUUUGAAACUAGUGCUGCCACUGGAGACGGGAUUGAUAACUCUGUACUGGCGUUGCUGGACUUAAUAAUGAAACGCAUGGAGGAGAGUGUUGACAAGAGUCAAAUACCCGAUUCAGUCAAUGGAAAUGCUGGCCAAAAACUUGAUGUUGCCGAUCCAAAUGAGAAGAAGUGUGCCUGCUAGAGACCAGCGCCGUCCCACCUAAAGAAGUUUUGCAUGCGUGAAUGGUUCUACAGAAAGUUUAUUUUCCUAUCUCAUCGGGGUUUUUUUACACUUAUGCUGCCCAUCUUCACUAUAACUAGGAGAAAUAGUUGUAGAUACCACUGUUUAGGUAUUGUAGAAGUUGUCUCCAAGGUAUUUUAGUGGGAAGAUUUCAUCCGUGAAUGUAUACCUCAGCACACAAAAUUAUCCAACACAGUCAUAUAUGAAUGCCACUAAAAAUGCUUCCUGCCAAAAUGCUGAUGUUGCCAAAUAAAUCAUAUGUUGAUUCCUCUGAUAGAUCAAAGGUGAUAAGAAGGCUGUCACGUUGCAAAAUGUCACAGCAAACUCACCUGCAAAAUAAAUUACACUUCAAUCAAAGGUCAGAGGAUAUAUCCAUGAAUGCAAUCUUAAUUGAACAAUGAGCUCUCCUUAUGUAGAUUUGUCUUGUUACUUUCAGGUAUAUCAGGUUCUUUUGAGGUGUAAUCAAUGUUUUUGUUCCCCAAAUUUCCAACUAAUAAAAAGCUUUGAGCUCCAUCCAACCCUUCAUAGAAACAUAGAAAAUAGGUGCAGGAGUAGGUCAUUCGGCCCUUCGAGCCUGCACCGCCAUUCAACAUGAUCAUGGCUGAUCAUCCAACUCAGUAUCCCGUACCUGCCUUCUCCCCAUACCCCCUGAUAUCUUUAGCCACAAGAGCCACAUCUAACUCCCUCUUUAAUAUAGCCAAUGAACUGGCCUCAACUACCCUCUGUGGCAGAGAAUUCCACAGAUUCACCACUCUCUGUGUUGAGGAGGUUGGAACUUUGAUUGGAGCCUGCUCUACAUCUUUCUACUCCAGUGAUCAGAUGAUACGUAUUACAAUGGUGAUAAAAAAUGACCAUUCCACGUGGUAUUAAUUAGCGGUGAGACAUCCAAACAAAUAAAACUCCAACAUUCAGUGAUAGAUGUUGCAUUCUCAAUUAUACAUCUGGCUGCUUGCCUGCAUUGAGUAUUGACCACUUUUUAGAAAUUGAAAAUCAUGUGGCUCCUCAUGCAAUGUAAUUUGGAUCUUCUGAGUAAUUCUUACAUAACUGAUGUUACCCAUACGAAAAACAAGAAAUUCUGGAAAUGCUCAGUGAGUCAGGCAGUAUCUAUGAAGAGAAAUAGGUUAAUAUUUCAUUUUGAGGAUUCAUCAUUAACUAUUUAUUUUCAAUAGAUCCUGCCUGACCUGCAGGGUUUUUUCAGUAUUUUCAGCUUUUUCUAUUUCAGAUUUCUAUCAUCUGCUUUGUUUUCAUUGAUUGCCAUUCAUACAGGAGAGAGUAAUUUAGGAUUUCUGUCUUUUCAGUUAGUUUAUUGGGUAAAACAUAGAAACAUAGAAAACAGGUGCAGGAGUAGGCCAUUUGACCCUUUGAGCCAACAACCCCAUUCGACAUGAUCAUGACUGAUCAUCCAAAAUGAGUGCCCCGUUCCUGUUUUCUUCCCAUAUCCCUUGAUUCUGUUAGCCCUAAGAGCUAUAUCUAACUCUCUCUUGAAAACAUCCAAUGAAUUGGCCUCCACUGCCUUCUGUGGCAGAGAAUUCCGCAGAUUCACAACUCUCUGGGUGAAAAUCCAUCACUGUUCUGGACAGUCAAAGCCACUUAGCUAGAAAUAUCAAACUUUGUAGAGACAUCCACAUUAUCUGAAGCCACUUGUUUAAUAAAUUAUAUGAGCAAUCCUGUAUAACCCUAAUAAAUGCAGCCAAAUAAUGACAAAUUUUCAAUACCUCGCAUGAGCCUAUAUAAAUAUUCUGAAGAAUGGCCCUUUGAGUAAUGAUUUGCUUACAUGGAUAUCAAACAUGGAUGUGAACAAGGAGAGUGUAAUUUUGGCACAAAAUGCCUAAGUAGCUCAGCGGGUAAGGCAGCAUCUGUGAAGAAAAAGGAAUAGGUGACAUCACCUACUACUUUUCUCCAGAGAUACUGCCUGAAUGGCUGAGUUACUUCAGCAUUUUGUGUCUACCUUUGGUUUAAACAAGCAUCUGCAGUUCCUUCCUGCACACGAGAGUGUAAUUUACUCAGUUACAAAUCCCUUUUCAGCAGAUCAGCAACAGAGUUUAUCCUGAUUCACCAGUAUUGAUUCCAUCUUCCUACGCCUGAAAUCCUGCUCCACCUUGUCUGCCUCGCCGUUAACUGAACUUUGUUCCCAAGACAAAUGAUGACCAUGUAGUGGAAAAGCAAUAACUGCAGAUGCUGGAAAUCUGAAAUU